Messenger RNA from Scatophagus argus, 3248 nucleotides. RefSeq lists its product as uncharacterized. The transcript is spliced from 8 exons. Lineage: Eukaryota; Metazoa; Chordata; Actinopteri; Scatophagidae. The record is from RefSeq and is a predicted model, not a curated record. The coding region runs from base 1609 to 3090 and encodes 493 amino acids.
AUGUAUCAACUGUUGGUCUGGUCUAAAACUUAAAACCAGAAGUUUCCAGGAUGAAGCCCAAAUGGGCACGUGGCAACAAAAUAAAAGUGUGAAAGUGUCUGUGAUUUACUGUGGGACAAAAAAAAAUCUAAGCUCUGUGUCCAUCUCUGCAGUUGUCCCAGCAGUUGGGCUGUCUACUGGACAUGCUCUGUGCUGACAUUGCUCCAGCUAAUGGAGCUUCAAUUCAACAAAACCUCAAACUGUUAGAGGAGAAGCUGCAGGCUGUUGAGGCAGGUCUGGCUUCUCUGUGUCAGAAGGGGGUGCUGUUGCUUGAGCAGAUGUGCAGCCAGCAGUCACGGCCUCUGGAGGAAACCGAGAGUCCAGCCGGAGAACAGCAGGACAACGUUCAGCACAUCCAGGGUGUGAUGGAGGAGAUGCAGCUCCACAAGGAGGGGGUCUAGUGUCUUUUAUGUGGGUCCAAAUGUGCAGAUGGUAAAUGACCGGAGUCAGAACUGUCAGAACUCAUAGCAGUGAGUAGUGCUGGGGCCUCAGCACUCUGAUCCUUACUCUGUGAUUUGAAUAGCGUGUGCAGUGCACAGGUCACAGAUGGGGCCAACAGUAUUGUGCUCUGAACAGUGAUGUAACAAACUAUUUUAGUGCCUGCCUGCACUGAUAUUGCACCAGUCACAUUACAGCAUUAACACUGGUGUUUGGUACCAAAAAUUCAUGCCCACCAGACAAUGCAGUCAAAUAAAAAGGGCACUAACCCAGGAGAAAAGAAUAUAAAAUUUAAAUUUUAUAAUAAUUUGUGCUCUUGAUUAAACAUAUUUUACAGGAUGGUGAACUGUUGCUGCCAUGGCAAAACGUUUGAUGAUACUGCAGAUGUCACUCAGUCUGUAAAAACUUGGCUCUGGGGCUCUGGAUUGCACAAAGGGCAUUUGCCGAGGGAGCAGGAUUUGUAAUAUGAUACAAGAGUGCAAAUUAUGUAACACAAAUAGAUUGUGCAUCCAAAUUAUUACUACCUAUUACCUAAUUGUGGCAAUUAUAGAUUUGACCAAGUAAAUGGAAAAGUAUGAAGGAGACAGCAGUUAAAUAAUACCUUGUAUGCUGACAUUUGUAAAUUAACUACUAAAAAUAGCAUAUUUGCACAACUUGAUUGCUAGGGUUUUGACAUUUUACACAUCAGCAACAACUAACGGCAGCCUAAGAGGGAUUUGAACCUGGAACCCUCUUGCUAUGAGGCGACAGUGCUAACCACUGCACCACUGUGCCGCCCUAUCCAAAAUCAUUUCCUCCAUAAUGACAACAGCACUAGACUAAUGGUAAAUCUCUGGCCAGCACUGUUUGGUUUUUGUUUUUGUUAUCUGACCACUGAUGGAUGGGGAGACCGGUCCUUAAGAAGAAUCAGACAGGAGUGAAGCUGAUUUGCCAGGAUAUGGAACAGGUGUGCAGAAGGUGACUGAAGGAAAACAGGGACCACCCAGCUCAGCAACAACAACAACAAACAUUUCAUCCUUCAGAGGAUCUGCUCAUACACAUUGUCCAAACCCAAAGUGACUAUGCUUUCACUGAUGCUAGAGCAGCCAAUAAUGUGCUUCCACUGACGAGCCAAGAGGAAGUGGAGCUGCCAUGUCUCCUUUCCCCCACAAUCCCUCACCUCGGCUGGCAGUGGGCCGCCUGGGGCUGGGCCUCCUCCCCCCAGAGCUCCCUCUGAGAGUGAGAUUCACUGGCUGCACAUGUCAGAUGAUGACGUUGAAUAAGGAGGCCUUGCUGCCAGAAGAUGGAGCUAUUUUACAGCAGAGUAGAGCAGUUAAGUUCAUGGACCACAUUGCAGAGUGGGGAUUCAUUGCUGGAGAGGUGGCAGUUGACCUCCUGGGCACCGCUGAGGUUUCCCAGCCCCCCAAAGACUCUGAUCACAGCUCUGGAGCCAUGGCGAUGUUUGGAAAGGUUUUGGAGCCAGUGGGCUACAUGCAAACUGUGAGGGUCCUUGUCCAGGGGGUAUGUUCCUAUUUGGGUGGCAGCUCCACACCAGAGGAGACUGAGAUGGCCAAGAAGAACCUGGACCACAUUGACCAGGAGCUGGGAGUUUCAGGUCAAGGCCUGCUGGAUGAUCAGGAGGUCCACCGGCUGGAGGAUGACCUAGCUGUGGUCUACUACCAGCUGGGCACAGCGGUGAGGGCCCACUCAGAAUUCACUAAGAAGGAGACGGAAGUGUUCCUGCAGUACGUGCAGGAAUACCGACUGGAGAGGCAGCUGACGGCGCUCUACAACCGUCUGAUGGGAGUGUCAGUGCUAACCGACCAGCCCACGCUGCUGGAGGAGGUCAUACUGAGCCGCAAGCCCAAACGCUGGGAGCUUAAGGAGUUCAACAUCAAGGUAAACUUUGUCCUGGCUACUGGCCUGCUGUGCCUCUUCACGCAGGCUUCUCUGACAGGCAGAGACCAGGCUCUACUGAUGAAGACCUGGUCUGAUCGCAUGGGUGCCCUCUACAGGAAGAUGAAAAACACAGGAAGCCGCUGCUUAGGCUACUUUCUGGAGCAGGCGGAAGAGGAUGUACGGCAGCAGCUCCACGAGGCCGUGCAGAACCGUGCACCCCCUGAGGAGGCAGCAGCAAGCAUCCUGAAGACCCUCGAGAAGAACUACGAUUGGCUGCGCUGGGCGGUGAUGCUUCACCCUGCUGUGGGACCCAUGGAGGACCAGAACGAUGAGGAGAUGCAAGAAGAAAAGAGCGAUGUGCCUGCAGAAAAGCAGUCUAACAAUUUACUUUUCGUGCCUUCUGAAGCACCUAUUCCCCAUGUGGUGGCGUGCUACCGUGACACACCAACUUCGCUGGACAAAAGUCGCAUCCACCAGCUCAUAGUGGACCUGGAGUGGAAGAUUCCCAAUCCGCCACCAGAAGUGUAUGCAUCCAUUGAGGAAGACCCAGGCAGGGCACGGCGUUACUUGGCCUCACGCAUGCUCACGAAGCUGCAAGAGGGCCUGGGAUCUGGUGUGGCUGUCCACGUGGUGCCGGGCAGGAUGGAGAUGAAGUGCAACUUCCCUUCAGCCUCCUACUACCUCUACGAGUACAAACACCGUCUGGCCUCAGGCACCGUGUGUGUGUUUGGAUGAACAAGAGGGAGGGAGAGGAAACAACCUGCUGUUCUCACAUGCCUGUUUCAUAAUCACAUUACAGUAUAAGUUUAUUUUUGGUGCUUUUACAGUGGCUUUAACAUGUAAAAUUAAAUCUAAUAUCAAAUAAAUCUCAUUUUAGAGGAAAAAGAAAAAUG